AUGAAAAAAACAGAAUUAAAUGAUAAAGCUCAAAAUGCUUUUGGGAGUGUUCGUGGUGUUGUAAAGACAAUGCUUAGAAAUGCAAACGUGAAUGAAGAAAUAAUGAAAACGGCAAGAUUGUUUGCAAACUUGGACAUGACAAUGAAAUCAACAUAUCAGUCUUUAGACAAGUUAAGCGCUGGACUCACACAAUUAGAAGAAAGAAAUUUGCAAAUUGUAGAAACUUUACACUUGAUUCCAAAGAUUAAUUAUGAUUUAAAGAUUGAAGAAAUGAUAAGUGUUCCUCCGUCUAUCAAUAAUGAUGAGGAUUAA
Messenger RNA from Entrophospora candida, 312 nucleotides. The record is from the annotation of a GenBank genome assembly. NCBI's taxonomy places the organism in Eukaryota, Fungi, Glomeromycota, Glomeromycetes, Entrophosporales, Entrophosporaceae.